AUGAAGGCGCCAUCGACGGCAGCACUGCUGGUGCUUGCCAGUCUAUGUCUUGACCAAGCUCUUGCUUUGAGCGACGAUAUCAAGUUGAAGGCCAAAUACCAGGACGCUUGUCCAGCAUAUGAGCACUAUUCUCGCUUUGCACAGUACGGUCAUGCAUCGAUGCGCUAGAGAAUCAAAGACCUGACGUUGCAAUAGCCACCCGUACAGCGAAGGACCCAUGUCCCUACCCUACCAACGACCAUCGCCCGCCUGCCGCACAUUCGAAUCGGAGCUCGUCGAGAAGAUCAUCCGAGACUUGAAUGCUAGUAUGGUAGACAAAGACAUGGCUCGCCUGUUUGAGAACGCAUUCCCGAACACGUUAGACACGACGGUGAAGUGGCAUGUGGACUCGACACAAAAGCAGGAGGGUACGAUGCAGCAGAUAUUGAGCAUCACUGGGUCGGGAGCUUGGGAAGGGCCACAGAGCUUCAUCGUGACAGGAGAUAUCAAUGCGGAGUGGCUGCGGGAUAGUACAAACCAAUUGGCACAGUACCAGCGAUUGGCGAAGAAGGACAAGCGGAUCGAGAACCUGAUCCUUGGGGCAAUCAACACUCAGGCCGAGUAUGUGAUUGAAUCUCCAUAUUGCAACGCUUUUCAGCCGCCUCCGCCGAGCAAGCUACAUCCAAGCGACAAUGGCCAGGGCGAUAAUGUCCAUCCUGCGUUCGAGCCCAGCCAAGUCUUCGAGUGCAAGUACGAGCUAGACUCUUUAGCUCACUUUCUCUCGCUGACGAAUCAAUUCUGGAGUCACACUGGAUCAACCGCCUUCUUGACCACUAGGUGGUACAAAGCAGUAGAGACCCUACUCCACGUCUUGGACCAACAGAGCGAGUCGACAUUCGAUGAAGAGACUGGCGCAUUCAAGCGUCAGACAUACCGAUUUCAGCGGAACACCAACACCGGCACCGAGACACUCUCACUGGCGGGCAAUGGCAAUCCCCUCAACUACGGGACCGGUCUUAUCAGGUCAGCUUUUCGUCCGAGCGACGAUGCUACUGUUUUUGGCUUCUUUAUCCCGGCGAACGCGAUGAUGGCUGUUGAGUUGAAGCGUGCUGCUCAGAUGCUCGAUGCGGCAGGUAAGCCGCACGUUGCGCAGACUCUCAAGAACCGUGGCGAGGCCAUCGAGAAGGGCGUCUGGGAAUACGGUGUAGUGAAUCACAAGAAGUGGGGCCACGUCUUCGCUUUCGAGGUUGAUGGCUACGGCUCAUCGCUUCUCAUGGACGACGCAAAUCUACCAUCGCUCCUGGCGCUACCACUGAUGGGCUUCGUGAAGAAGGAAGAGCGCACCUACCAGAACACCCGCAAGAUGAUUCUCUCGAAGGAAGGAAACCCGUAUUUCCUGCAAGGCAGGGCAUUCAAGGGGAUCGGUGGUCCUCACAUCGGCCUGAACAACGCUUGGCCCAUGUCUCUACUUGUGCAGGCGAUGACGAGCGACGACGACGACGAGAUCGGCCAGCUGCUGGAAAUGGUGAAGAAAGCAUCGCCGCUUGGUCUCAUUCAUGAGAGCAUCAACGUUGAGAGAAUUAAGGAUUACACGCGCAGCUGGUUUGCAUGGGCCAAUUCGGUCUUCGCACAGACAAUUCUGGACGUUGCAGAGAGGAAGCCACACCUAUUAUUUGGACCCGAAGCAAAGCCUUAUGUCGUUGGUGAGAGCUGA
Lecanosticta acicola is the source of this 1693-nucleotide messenger RNA. The record is from the annotation of a GenBank genome assembly. NCBI's taxonomy places the organism in Eukaryota, Fungi, Ascomycota, Dothideomycetes, Mycosphaerellales, Mycosphaerellaceae.